CGAUACUCGACUUUGAACAAUCGUGUUUCCUGCCAGCAAUUGAAUCAUCCCUGCUACACAGGGAAGGGGCUCUGUAUUUCUCUUCUCUCUUUUUACAUGUAAUAUUAUUUCCAUCUCUUCUUUUUUUUCUAUUUGAGCUCUUUCCCACUAUAAAAAAGGGUACGUGAAAAAAAUGUUGCGACAAGCAACCGCACGACGAGCAGGUCUACUGCUACGCAACACCAAUACCUCCACCGUUUCUACUGCGUUCCAAAGACGACUCGCGAGCACCAACGGCAGCAAUCCGAUUGUACCCCCGCCACCGUCGCAGAAGCAGCGGAGUUGGAGGAAUCGACUGGUGCGCUUGGGAUUUGCCGGCGCCGCGAUUUAUUACUACAACACCUCGAGUGUCUUUGCCGAUGAGCAGCAGCCACGUUUCUCCCUAUUCCGUUCUCAGCCAGUCGAAGAUGCUGUGAAAGUCACGCCAGUUGCUGAGCAGAAGCAGCAACAGAUACAAUCCAGCUCGACCGCCACGAAGUCCGAAGACGCUUCCCAACCAAAUACGGCCGGGGAAGGACAGGGGUUAGAGGACUUGGAAUCCCAGGCCGGCACUGAAGGUGCUUUCAACCCGGAAACUGGCGAGAUUAACUGGGAUUGCCCAUGCUUAGGCGGGAUGGCUCACGGGCCGUGUGGUGAAGAAUUCAGAGAAGCGUUUAGCUGUUUCGUCUACUCGACCGAGGAGCCCAAGGGAAUGGAUUGUAUUGAGAAAUUCAAGGGCAUGCAAGACUGUUUCCGCCUCCACCCGGACGUCUACGGUGCCGAACUUGAGGAGGACGAAGUCGAUGAACAACUGACCGAGCAAAUCGCCCAACGAGACAGAGAAGACCAAGCUCGAAAGGAUCAACAACAACCGCCGCAGGAAACCCCAGCAAGUGAUCCCGCAAGUGCCAGUCUAAACGAAGCCGAGAAACGCGCCGAAGUUGAGGAAAUACGCAAGGCGAAUGUUCGUACACAAGACGGUGCUCAGGAAGAAGAGAGCCUCGUUCCGAGGGCGUGGCAUGAAAGCGAAGGCGAGGAUCUGAAGAAGACGGAGAACUAAUUGACCAUAUUGCCUUUCCCACCACUAUAAAGACAAUUCCUGCCGACGACUUUCAUUUGUGACAACACAUCCACUCCUAUCCGUCUGUAUUCUGAAUGUAUACCAUAACCUGACUGCAUUUGCCGUGGAGAAAAUAGCUGCUCAAAAGAAUAUAGAAUUGUAUAAUAAGUUUUUAUCACUACAUGCUACUUUCUUCAUCUUGAAUCCUUUCUCUGUUAAGACUUCUACCC
This is a messenger RNA of Talaromyces proteolyticus, 1308 nucleotides long. RefSeq lists its product as uncharacterized. Gene Ontology annotation, cellular component: mitochondrial intermembrane space. Bases 173 to 1078 code for a protein of 301 amino acids. The transcript has 2 exons. Gene Ontology annotation, biological process: protein import into mitochondrial intermembrane space. NCBI's taxonomy places the organism in Eukaryota, Fungi, Ascomycota, Eurotiomycetes, Eurotiales, Trichocomaceae. The record is from RefSeq and is a predicted model, not a curated record. Gene Ontology annotation, molecular function: protein-disulfide reductase activity.